Messenger RNA from Sitodiplosis mosellana (orange wheat blossom midge), 4499 nucleotides. RefSeq names its product mucin-4-like. The coding region runs from base 546 to 3950 and encodes 1134 amino acids. Lineage: Eukaryota; Metazoa; Arthropoda; Insecta; Diptera; Cecidomyiidae. The transcript has 8 exons. Gene Ontology annotation, cellular component: nucleus. Gene Ontology annotation, molecular function: histone binding. The record is from RefSeq and is a predicted model, not a curated record. Gene Ontology annotation, biological process: DNA damage checkpoint signaling; positive regulation of transcription by RNA polymerase II.
UUCAGGUCAUUCUCGUUGGGCAAAAAAACAGUGUAAGAUCGAUGCCGCUUCUAUGCAUUACAUACUGAAUCAAUCGUAUAUAUUCUUUUCGACGACGACGACGACAACAACACACCGCCGCGCAACAAACGACGAAAGUGAAAAAGGUGCAGAAAAUCCAAGCAAUCGUCAAAAAUUACACCGUAAACGCAUUAACGACGAGAAAAGCAAUUAAAAAUAAUUUGGUGGUGAACAAUAAAAACGUGGUACAUUGUGAGACGGUGUUUUCAGUAGACGGAGAGAGAAAAAAAUUCUAUAUAUAUGUGUCGCAAAUCCAAUACGAAAAAAAGUCGAAACGAAACCGGUAAAUCGAUUUAGCGAACAAUAUUUUGUUAAUUCGCCCAGAACUGACGGUAUUUUUCACCUGAGACGAGCAUCAAAAUUUCCCAUAAAUCGUGCGAAACAUAGACAUUUUGUGAAUGUAUUUAUUAGCGACGAUAGUUACGUGAAAAGACAAAAACGUAGAACCUAAAGAAAAUAAGAAGAAGAAGAAGACCGAAUCCAAAAUGGAUAACGAGAAUGGUACAGCAGUAGUAGUAGCGGCAGCAGCAGCAGUGACUACCACAAAAGUUGAUGAGCCAAAAACCGCCGAAAUAACGGCCUCAACAAAAACAGAUGCAAUCGACACACCGAUAGUGGAAACCGUGAAAAAUGCCGAAGUUGCACGUUUGGAUGCAAAAUUGGUUGAGGCCGCUGUAAAAACCGACGAAUUAAAGGCAUUGAACACAAAUUCAACGUCAAAAGAUGUGACGACGGCGGAAGUUAACAAAACAACCACCACAGUUACAGUGAAUGUAACGCAAACAAAAGUCACAGUUGGCGAUGUAGUGGACAAGGGCCAGGGAAUUGGUGAAGUUGUAUCGACGGUAUCGAGUAUAGCCGAGGCUGCGGUAGGUGCAAUCGAACACGAACUGAAGAAACCAGCAGAAACGGCCGAAGCCAAUUCAGUCGACGUCGAUGCUGAUGUUGAAAUGGUUGAUGCGGAUGCGGUUGCGGAUUGUGAAAUGAAAGAUGUGUCUUUGGUUGAAGAACAGCCACAAAUUGUGACGACUACAACCACCACAGCGAUUGCCGGCAACAGUAAAACAAAAUCCGCUGAAGCCGAUUCAGUGAAUUCAAGCAGCAGCACGGUUGCGACAGUAGAAAGCACUGCUUCUGCAGCAGCAGCAGCACCCACUGCAACUAACGAGGCAGAACAGAAGAUUGAUGAUGUCGAAAAGAACAUUAGUAAUUUGUUCAAUGGUGGUGAUGAUAAUGUCGUUUCCACCAACGAUAAAUCGAGCGAUGACCCAUCAAAAGAUGAACACUCGUCGUCACAAGUUGCCAGUUCACAAAGCGACAGCAUUUUAUUGAACAAUGGCACCGAUGGUUCGGCCAAAGAAACAAAAUCACGACAUGACGCAAUCAAAGACAAUAAUGACCUUGUCUCGAUACUAGCUGGAAACGACAAGCCGGACGAGAACAUAUCCAGCAGCAGUGCACAAAAACAAAUGGCAACCAGCGACAAAGAUGCGAAAUCGAUUAUGUCACCGAAAAGUCAGAUUACAUCGAGUAGCAGCACACCGGGAAAGUCUACGACAGCACAAUCGAAUGUUGUGAACAACAGUACGCCGGUGCCGACAACUCAAAAGCAAUCCGUAAUCUCAUCGGAAAAGGUGGUUAGCACAGCCAUCGAUGCUGAACAAGGUCUUGGCGGCAAAGCGUCACGACAAGAAAUCAUUUCAUCUCUUUCGAGUACAAUCAAAGAGGAAUCGUCAUCGGAUCUUUCAUCAACUGUUUCAGGUAGUGAAUCAUCGAGCGACAACCUAAAAAAACGAACAAGCCUCAAUGGUUUGUCCGACGAAGCCGAUGCUGCUGCUGCAUCAAGUGGUGGCAAACAAGAAAGUCCGGUGAGUGGUGUCGGAAAGAGUGCGCCGAAAGAAGAAUCAGCUAAAAUUGAUUCGUCAGUCAGUGCAACACCAAAAACUCCCAUCACACCCAAAGUUUUGCCCGAACAAAGCAUCUUCAAUGUGAACAUUUGCUACGAUAACUUGGAAUUGGUUAGCUUCAAUGUGGAAAAGCAGGACACAAACAAAACUGGCACACAGAACAACAGUUCAACACCUUCAUCGUCCGAAGCUGUGUCGUCGCCGCAGAAAACACAACAAGAAGUCAAAGGCGCUGUAGCCCUUUGCACAUUCAUCAUUGAUCAUUUCGAAAAGCUCCGGACAAAGUUGACCGGCAAUGUUGACACUCACAAAACACCAGCAACAAGUGGUCGUGGCCGUGGCAAAAAUGCAAAUGCUGAGCCAACAACACCGUCAGUAACAAGCACGGCAUCGAAACGGAAGCGUGGUGCCAUCGCCACGCUAGAGUCACCAGCAGCACUCAAUGACACGGCCGAUUCGGAGGCGCAACCAAAGUCAGCUAAAAAGGCUAAGAAAGAGCCGGCCACUCCAAAAACUCCCGCAAUCGCCGCCGAAUCCGAAUACCCAGAAAAAGCGGUACUCGCACGAUGGGUAGACAAGAAAUUUUACGCGGGUCGUGUAAUUGAACAGAAACCAAACAACAAGUACGUUGUUUUAUUUGAGGAUGGCGCAAAGAAGACACUGCCUGAGGAACACAUUCUGUUUGGCAAGGAGAACAAUAUUUUGCCAUUGGUCAAUGAAAAUGUGCACGCACUGGUCGAAAAUGAGACAUACGAACCGGGCAAUGUUCAGUCGGUGGAAACGAAGGACGAUGGCGGCGUUUACUACACGGUGCUUUGUGAAUCGACAACGGUUACAGUGACUGCGUCCGAUAUUUACUUGGAAGAGGAACAGGCCAAAGUGAUUCUAUCAAAGCAUGCAUCAAAUAAUCCAGAGCCAGGCUUCUCCGGUGGCCUCAACACCCGAAAAGAUCGACGCAACAAGAGAGCGGAAAGUAAUCGUCACGUGCAAUGGUUUUCUGAAAGCGAUGUAUCCGAUAUUAAUGAAUCGGAUUCACGGCCAGCCAGUCCUGUAACGGUAUUAGAAGCGGUUGAUGGUGUUCAACCCGAACUUCAGCAUACUCAAAAAGAAUCUGAACUUGUCAGAAUUUGCUAUUUGAUGGAACGGUUCGGCAACGAUUUUAGAAAGGUCAAUUUGGACAAUGUUUUGGGGCCCAUCAUAAAAUCAAAUAUUCUGAAAAAUAAAAGUUUCCUGCUCACCUGCACGAUUCCCAUUAAGACGGUGACGACAAAUGGCACCACCAAUGGAACAGGCAACGAACGGCAAAAUGUUCGAAGCAACGGGUAUGAUUUGAAUAGUAAAAAUACAGUCUUCUCAUCGGUGCCAUUUUUUAAGGACUAUCUGAAGCAACAGAUUGAAGCGGCCGGUGGAAAUGUUUAUAGUAAUUUUGAAAAUAUUCCAUCAAACAAGUAUCGCACUUGCUUCCUAUUGGCACCUUUCCCAUGCAUUACGGCUAAAUAUGUGCAGUGUUUGGCGGCAAACAUAACGGCUGUGUCACACGAAUGGAUCGUCGAUAGUUGCCAACGCAACAAGCUAUUGAACAAAGAUGACUAUGUGCUGCCGUCCGGAUGGUCAAUCAUCGAAAACAAAUACAAACCAUGGUCGAUGGGACGGGGUCGUGACACACGUAAAAAUGCAUUCAGCAAAACUACAAUCAUCAUCACCAGUCAACAAACUGAUUUCGUGGAGUUUUGGAGUCGUGUGUGCAAAUCGGCCGGCGCGAAAAUCCGUUUGGUCAAAUCGACGACCGAUCUAACCGCUACGACAAAGGGCUACAUUUUACUUGACGACGAAUUUCCGCCUGAAUAUCAAAGCCGAGCCGAACGCUUCCACAUUCCGAUCGUGUCAACGGUAUGGGUCAUUCAAUCGCUUAUCCUUGGCAAAAUAUGCGAUCCCAACGCUCAUGCAAAACUCACACAACUGUACGAAGACGAUAUAUAUUAGACUAUCAUUUUUUAUUAUUAUUAUUACUAUUAUUACGAAUGAAAAUUCAAAAAAAAGCAAAUUUGUUACAUUUUGUACAGAAAAUAUCGCUACGAUGAACUAGAAAUGAACUAGAGUCGAUCACAUCGAACAAUGAAGAAAACGUAGACUAUACAUAAAAUAUUGAAAUAAUGUACAAAAACAAAUCAAAGAAAUCACGUUACUUGGUUUUUUAAAAAAAAACAUAUAAGACAACACAAACGCUAUCGUACCUAAUGUUAUUUACUGUUAGUUUGACGAGUUUACUCAAUUUAUUAUAGCAAACACACAAUUUUGAUGUCAUAUUGAUAAAAUGACAGAAAAAAAAACGAACAACCCUAGAAAAUUGUAUAAACAUAUUCGAAUUGACCAACAACACGGUGCAUCUUUUUGCAGCCGGUUUUUUGUUUUGAUUUUGUAGAUAAAAUGGAAAUGACAAAUGCAAAAUGAAAUAAAUGUAUUGGAAGGAAAGAAAAUUGAAUGAAAUGAAAUUGAAAAUAAAUGGAGAAGAAGACGACGAUUUGAAUGAAA